AUGAAAAAGUGUUUGAUGAUUGCAGGAGUGCUCUUCUAUGGGCGCCUGGCACUAUCUACAGAGGCAGUAGUCCCUUCAACAGGCGUUGUUACUGAUUCCACGCCAAAGGAAAUGAGCGGGGAAGCCUCGCAGGAGGGCCGAUAUGCGCGCAUAGAGAAACAGGCAACUGAAAUAGAAGAAAAAAUAGUAUUUGUCAUAAAAAAUGGAAACUGCCCAGACGAGGAAGAGGCCAAUGCCAUAAAAGAGCAAAUUCAGAAUUUUAUUUCCAAUGUAAGAAACACUGAUACAUUGUUCAAACAAAACGCAGCUGAUACAUUAUCGCUGAAAAAAGACCAGACGUCAAAGUGGACCAUUAUUUCCAAGGGUCUGCAGGGUGGGUUUAUAGAUAGAUUCUUUAGAGGAGGCCAUAAAUUUAGCUCUAGCAACUUGUCGCCGCAGGAGAAGAAGGAGUCAGAGGGGUACAUGAACUUUCUGAGCAUUCUUAACCGCAUUGCUGGCCUCACAGAAAGCACGACAACUGUCUUUCAAAAGGCAGGCAAAUCCUAUAAAGAGGAAAUGCCCAUAGACGCUGGCAUGCUUUCCUCAACUAUUCAAAACCUUCUUAGAAGAGAGUAUAUUCUUGGCAUUUUGGAGCGUAUUGGGGCAGGAAAAAGCCAGCCUGACAGUUUUAAGAAUGUUCUGAGCGAGCCCAAAAGUGCAUACUCUGAGAUUAUUCUGGAGACUUUCAACCUCCAGAAGAUGCUAAACAAGAAGCUCACGCCGGCAGAGUCUGUCUUGCAGGCAGAUGCUAUCUUUGAGACUCUCCUGGAUACUUUUCUUGUCCAUGAGUACCGUAUCAUACAGGAAGUCCACAAGAAAGACUCCUCUCUAGCAAAGAUGGAGUAUCUAAGUCCCAUUUGGGAAGUGCUGAUCCAGGAGAUAAAUGCGCUGGAAGAUCACGCUAUUAUCCAUAAGGAUGGCAGAGAGAAGGUUGUAUCCCGAAUUAUGAACUGUCUUGACGCUCUAAGCAGGCACAUGCUAAAGAUUCAUCCUGUUCUCAGCGGAAUAAUUGAUCCAACCAAGAAGGGAGAAGGCAUUUUCACACUUUCCCUGCUUGAAGACCAAACUUUGGGGAAUCUAGAGAUGAAUAGCCCAGACUUGGAUGAAGUCGCGAUAGGAAAGUGGCUGGGCAUUCGAGGGGAUGCCUCGUAUAUGGAGGGAAUAGCAUCUUCUGUGUCAAAAAAAACUGGUUCCGCACUCGAAACAAUAACUUCCCGUCUCCCGAGACUAUUCUGGGAUAACUCUGCGGCCUGGGAAAAGUCUCUUCUCGAGGGAAUUCCUGCAGGUCUCGCGGAUAAAAAGAGAGAAGAUCUGAAGAGUUUGGAGAUGGUUCUGAAAAACUCAGUGAAGAUUCUUCAGGCAGUUUCCAACUAUUUGGUGCAAGAGUACACUGUCGUAUCCCAAACUCCAGUGCUAGCCCCAUAUGGUGAUGAGCCGAAUUCUUCUUUGGAUAAAGCCAAGGAAGCAAUAGAAAUACUCCAGAAGUUUCCCACUUUCGCGUGCUACUUGGAGAAGGCGAAUUUUCUAAGAAGAGAGAAUACGCCUGGAAGGAGAUUCUGUCCCGAAUUCAUGGCAUUGGCAGUCAAUGAAGUACAGCAGUUUCAGAUGUUUGUGAAUAGAAAUAGUGAAGAAACAAACAAUCCAACGUAUAUUUCCUUUUUAACGGAAAAAAAAACAUCAGCAGCUGUUCUGGGUCUUCUCCACACGACGGCUUUACAUAUAUGCAUAUAUGCCUUCAGGUUGCCGAGACUUCUUCCUAAGACGGGAAAAGAGGAAGCACUUUUCUCUCUGAAGAAUGAACUGAACCAGAUAGAGGAAACAGUUCAGAGCCUGUCUCCCCGGGCUAGCGUGAAUGCAUCUUUUUUGGCCAACGAUAUGAUUUCAAGCCUGAAUAGAGCCCAAGUAAACCUAGACAAGAUUUCCUUUAUAGAUGGAAAUGAUAUGUUCCUUCAAACUCUAUCGAUGAUGGAAAGUUUUCACCUUCACAUUGACCUCCUUAAAAUGUACUCCUCAAAUCCUGGCCUUUUUAGUCCAUAUGCAGAGGUGAAGUUUAGGGAAAGAUUAUCUUGCAUAAGAAAUGCCUGGGAGGAAAUAAGAAGCAUGGAAAAUGGUUUUGAUGCGCAGGAGAGAGAAAUACUGCAGAGAGCGAACACGUUUUUGUCCAGACCAGCUCCUAGCGCGCCUUCUAUGGAUCUAUUAUAUGACUCUAAUGAAAGAGAACAAUAUACGGAAUCUGAAAUUGCAGGAAACAAUCGUCUGUAUCCAGCACUGCAUGAAAAAAACAACGAGAAUAGGCAUGUACCUCUCUACAAUCAAAAUCAAAUCGAGGACCAAAGAAACGAGCAAUUCGAAAAGCACGAUGAAAAGCACGGCGAAAUGCAAAGAAACGAGGAAACUAAAAUAAUUACACCUGGUUACUCUGGCUCUGACUCUAGCUAUAGCUCUGAGUCUAGCUCUGACUCUUCGUCAAGUGAGAAGACGUCAAAUCACAAGGUUAUUUUCAUCUUCUGUGCGAUUGCUGCUGCAGUUGGAGGGGGUCUAGCCUUUUUCCUGUGGAAAAGGACGAGAAAGACUCGAGGAACUUUUUUCAAAUAA
This is a messenger RNA of Nematocida major, 2634 nucleotides long. RefSeq lists its product as uncharacterized. The transcript has a single exon. Lineage: Eukaryota; Fungi; Microsporidia. Bases 1 to 2634 code for a protein of 877 amino acids. The record is from RefSeq and is a predicted model, not a curated record.